Cercospora beticola is the source of this 441-nucleotide messenger RNA. RefSeq lists its product as uncharacterized. NCBI's taxonomy places the organism in Eukaryota, Fungi, Ascomycota, Dothideomycetes, Mycosphaerellales, Mycosphaerellaceae. The record is from RefSeq and is a predicted model, not a curated record.
AUGGCUGAUACACGCAAGAAUGUCCUAGUUGCAGGCAUGGGCCACUUUGUCUCUGCAGAUUGGGAGCAGCAAGGCAAAAAUGGACAACAGAAUACCAACAGGCAGACUGUGGUUGAUGUAAUAUUGCCUCGCCUUCACCCUGCACAAAGAUCUGACGUUUCACAGGAGAUGGAAAGAGCGAAAGCGGAAGGCUACGAUUACUCUCUCGUGGAUGUGAACCCGGAAGACCCAGAAGACACACUUCGACGGAUUAAGGAGGUAUUGCAGAAACGACAUUGUGAUAUCUUCAUGAUAGGCUUCGCGGUUAGAGGCAAUCCGAAAUUCACAUCAAUGUUCGAACAACUUGUGAACACCAGUGUCGAGGUGUCGCCCAAAACCAAAUUUGGCUUCUUUCCUAAGCCGGACGAGGUGUAUUCAACGCUUGUGAGGAUAUCGUCGUAG